AUGUUCGCUGUACAGGAGGAAAAGUGCCAACAGGUGGGCGGCAAUCUAGGCCGUGGAGGAGAACAGCAAGUUCAGGAAUUAAUACACCUCGUCGAGGGGCUGCAGAAGCAAGUACAAGCAAGUGACGAUUGGUGCAAGCACCUUGAAGAGCGUUCCUCUGAAGAACAACAGAAGCAUAAGCAGGAGCUGGGUGCUCUCCGCCGGCAGAUUAUAGAGUUGCAAGAGGAGCUGAAACAAAAAGGCCGCAAAUAUACUAGUCCACCCUCAUCGCCAACGGAGGACAAAGAGAGGCAACAGGUGCAGCAAGAGCUCGACAUGGUUUCCCAAGAGCGUCGUCAGCUACAGCUGCUUGCUGCAGAGCAUGCAAAAGCCAAGGCAUGCGCUGAACAAGAGCAAAUGCGACUCCAAAACGAGCUGGCUGCGAAUCAAGAACGAACGAGGGAUCUUGAACAUCAGUUGUUGCUUGUGGACCAGCAACUACUCGGGAUUCUCAAUCAGGCCACGGCGCAUAGCGAAACUACCGCUGGGCUAACUCACUUAGAGCCCAGCCCACCACUCGGCACUUGGGCUUUGAAAAAGCUGCAGGGGAUGCGGGAAACGCUAAGAGGAAUUGACGGAAAGGCGCCAUUGGCACGGACGACACCAGCACGGCGCCAGCCUCCUUUAGAAGCUGCAACCUUUGCACCCCUGCAAAAAUUAUCACCAGACUCGGCAAGGCAUGCUGAAAACGUGAAAGGCCAGGUCCCAAGCCUUACGGAGCAGCAGCAGUGUUUACGAGCAUUAUCUCAGCAGCGUCCCACGACCCCGCAGUACCACCACCCAGCUCAACUUGUACAAGAAGCGCAAGCUAGUCCGCCAACCAGGCAGCUCCCGGAAUCCGACUCGAAUAAAAACCAACCACAGCAGCAACAAGCGGGGCGCUGGACAAACGAGCGAUGUGAACCUCCCACGGGCCAUCAAGGUAUGGCAGAGCGACAGCACGCCGAUCUGCAGCCGGCAGCAGGUAAUUGUGGGGAUUUAAAAACUGCAGGGGAGAUUCAGCACCAGCGUAUUUAUUUGCCACAAGGCGCCCAUGUUGUUCCAAGAAGCCAGCAACUCAAGGAGCAGCUCAGCAGGCAGCGCACCCAUAGGCAGCAGCUGUUACAGCAGUGCGCCCAUCCGCCUCAGCAGACGUUAUACACCCAAAUGAACCCCCAUUUGCAAGCUUCUUUCUCCUCCACGUUCAGGGAUCCGCAAGUGGCUGUUCAGAACUAUGCAGUGUGUUCCUUUCCGUUGCAGCUGAGGAAGGGGACCAACCCGGGUCCCGCAGCGGAACAUCGCUUUCGUGGCGUUUCUCCCCAGUGCAACGGGGGCAUGACGCCCCCGAGGGUGAAUGCGCGUUGUUUAGGGUUCAAUGUAACAUAG
Messenger RNA from Eimeria acervulina, 1404 nucleotides. RefSeq lists its product as hypothetical. Lineage: Eukaryota; Apicomplexa; Conoidasida; Eucoccidiorida; Eimeriidae. The coding region runs from base 1 to 1404 and encodes 467 amino acids. The transcript has a single exon. The record is from RefSeq and is a predicted model, not a curated record.